CCCCAACUCCCAGCUGGGAGGUGACAGCAGUGGCUCUGUGGACGCCUGGGCCACCAGCCCAGGGCUCGAGUCAGCGGCUCCGUGCCUGGGUGGCUGCGAUAGACUGGAAGGGGACCCAUGAACUUGUCCAGAUAGACCCGUGCUGAGUCACGGCUGGGAGGCCCCGCAGCUUCCCCCUCCCCGCUGGCAGGUCCCGGCGCACACCCCAUCGCUCCUCCCCGCUUAAAGGAAGGAAAGGGUGAGCCCCAGCCCUCCGCAGGGUGAGCGCAGACGGGGUGCUUCAGCCACCAGCCCUCCCAAAGCCAACCCGGCGGAGCUCUGCAGAGGACUGACCAACUCACCACAGCAGUGAGCGGCCAGCGGUCCCUCCCCCGAGAUGGAGAGUCGGCAGCACACCACCACCAAGGAGCCUGAGAUCGAGCUGUUUGUGAAGGCUGGUCUGGAUGGAGAAAACAUCGGAAACUGCCCCUUCUGCCAGCGCCUCUUCAUGGUGCUGUGGCUCAAAGGGGUCAAGUUCAAUGUCACCACGGUGGACAUGACCAGGAAACCUGAAGAGUUGAAAGAUUUAGCGCCGGGCACCAACCCACCCUUCUUGCUGUUCAACAAGGAGCUGAAAACAGACUUCAUUAAGAUCGAGGAGUUCCUGGAGCAGACCCUGGGCCCACCCACGUACCCGCACCUGAGCCCCAAGUACAAGGAGUCCUUCGAUGUGGGGAGUGACAUCUUUGCCAAGUUCUCAGCGUACAUCAAGAACCCGCGCAAGGAAGCAAAUAUCAAUCUUGAGAAGGCUCUGCUGCGGGAGUUUCAGCGGCUGGAUGUCUACCUCAACACGCCUCUCCCCGAGGAGAUCGACCAGGACAGCGUGGAGGACAUCACUGUCUCCAAGAGGAAAUUCCUGGAUGGGGACCACCUGACGCUGGCUGAUUGCAACCUCCUGCCCAAACUGCACAUCAUCAAGAUUGCAGCCAAAAAGUACCGCGACUUUGAGAUCCCAGAGGACAUGACGGGCGUCUGGCGCUACCUCAACAAUGCCUAUGCCUGUGACGAGUUCAGCCACACGUGUCCCGCGGACGAGGAGAUCGAGCACACCUACGCCAGCGUUGCCAGAAAGAUGACCUAACGCGGGGUGCGCCAGCAGCGCUGCCCCCGGCCGAGCCCCCCCACCUCCGCAGUCCUGGCACCGCCAGGCCCAGGCCAAGGGAGGGACUGGAGGGGGUUCACAGCAUUGCUACCCCCUGCCUUUCAGAAAUAGCGCCUUGCUUCACAGCCCCCACUGCCCCCUCCUCCUCCGCCAGCCAAGCACCUGCAUGGAUGCACUGGUCCCUGCCUGGCUGCUGUGGCAACUGCACCCCUGUCCCCAGAACAGCUCUCAUGGCCUGUGACCACGCAUCACGGGAAAAGCCGAGUGCUGGCCUUCUGCAGCAGAGCUCCGGUGGCAGAACUGAGACCCCCGGGGCUGGGCCUCCCCCUCUGCUGCCGGAACCACUCUGCCGGCCCCGCGUGGCCCCAGCCAGCCCCUGCGCUCGGGAAGAGGCAUCCCAGUGCAUGGCUGGGCUAGAGCUGGUUGAGUUCACCCAGUCACCCUCCUGCACAGCACCCCACAGCCUGCUUUGGGCAAGCCCUCCCUUCCACCAAGGCAUCUGGGCUCCAUCCGAGGCCACUGAAAGGCUCUGCCCUGGUAGUUUGUUGCAGUGACAAAUUGUUCCCCCUGCUAAAGAGCUGUAACCUGUGUCUAGCCCUCCAUCAGGACAUGGGAGGGAUGAUGCCUGGCACGAAAGUGCCAGGACCUGCUGUCGGAGGGAGAGAGGGGUGCAGGGACUCACGAAGGGCUGAGGAUGGAGGGCUGAGGAUCAGGGCAUCCCUCCCAUGAGUUCCAGCACCCAGGGUCAUGUGCUGCUGGCUGCAACGUCCUGUCUGGCUCCUGUGAGAUAAGAAACCUCUCCCUGCCUUGCAGGAUGCUGCAGGGGAGGCAGCCACAUGCAGCUCCAGCCCCACCACCCCUCCUGGUCCCCACCAGCACUUCAGGUGCCUCACUGGGAGAUGGAGACACGGGUAGGGCAUCUGGUAUCUGCACCCCAGUACUGGGCAGCCAAAAAGCAGGCAGAAGCUGCUUUGCAAAGCACUGUGUCUGUAGAUAGGUGGGCAGGUUUGGUGCCCCCUGGCUCAGCCUUGUGCUUUCCAGUCCAGUGUCGCUGGUGCAAGAGGAGCCAAAGCAGUUCUGAACAGCCAUGACGUCCUGUCCUCACCCGUCCAAUACCUCUGGCUCCCCCAGGGGCUCCUGCCAGUGCUGCGAAUUCAGCCAGCCCCCCGCCCCCAGCCAGUCCCAUGGAGAAAAUACUGUACAGUGAGUGAGGUGGGUCCUGCGGGGACACAGCGAUGGCAGAGCCCCCUCCAGCCCUCACUGCCACUUCCCUCUUUGCACUAAAAUGUGUGUCCUCGCGAGCCUGCCUCUGAUAGCACUGGGUUUGGGGACAGGUUUUGUUACUAAUGGAUUUUGAUUUGUUUGGGUUUUUUUUAAACUAAGAACAGCAAUAAACUAUAUUUUAAUAUGCC
This is a messenger RNA of Calidris pugnax (ruff), 2553 nucleotides long. Its product is annotated as chloride intracellular channel protein 2-like. The transcript has 6 exons. Lineage: Eukaryota; Metazoa; Chordata; Aves; Charadriiformes; Scolopacidae. Bases 377 to 1120 code for a protein of 247 amino acids. The record is from RefSeq and is a predicted model, not a curated record. Gene Ontology annotation, biological process: negative regulation of ryanodine-sensitive calcium-release channel activity; chloride transmembrane transport. Gene Ontology annotation, molecular function: chloride channel activity.